AUGUUAUCUUCCCGGCUGGCCGAAUGCUACAUGGCGAGCGAGGUCCAUUUUACAGGCCCCAUGAAACUCUCUGGGACCGUGUCCCGGGGUUCGAGGGCUGCCCUAGCCCUCCCUCUUCAGGACAAACCCAAGCCAGCCUCUCAGCCUCCCCUCAAGCCACAAUCCCGGCCCUCACCAGUACCAACUGGACCCAAACCAGCCCAAGUUGGGUGUACCCAGCAGCCUGGAGCCACGCCAAGCCCCGCUCCGCAUUUGGGACCAGAUGGCGCUGGGGCCUUCCCUGUUUCCGUGGAGCUGCAGGGCGGCUGGAACGUUUGUGACAAACGUUGCUAUGGAGACGGAGACGCUGAGAAGCUGAGCGUUCUAUCCGGCUCCUUCAACGUUUGUCACAAACGUUCCAGCCGCCCGCAGCCCGCGGAAACAGGCCCCGCGCACCAUGUCCCAAAUGCGGAGCGGGGCAUGGCGGGCUCCGGGCUGCUGGUGCCCAGACGUCGGGAAGACUGGUGGCUGACCAGCAGUGGCGUGGGGCUCGAUUACAGACCCCCGUUGCCCUUCCCACCCCCAUUUGCACGGUCCACGAUCCACGAGCCGUUGCCCCCUGCCUCUCAGAAAAUAUGGCAAGACGAGGUCAUUCCACGGCUGGCGACCACGAAGCAACUGGCCCACAGCCCGAAAACCCUUGGGGGGGCUCUGGCUCAGCCACGCCACUCUGUGGCUGCCCUGCACUGGACCGUCCACUACAACAAAGAUUUGAGAGAGAAGCUGCAGCAGAGGGCAUGGAGAUUCCCACUGACCAUGGCUAACCAACAGAGUGAGAUGAGGGACCGCUACCCCGGCUGGCCCAAUCUGCCACACUACCCGGCCUUCCAUGCUGGACCACAACCCUUUGGGUUGGCCGCUCACCACACAGAGGGGGCAUCUAAGUCUAUCGUGCCCAGCACCAGGAACGAAGAGCUGGCAGGAACGCCCUUCUACAUCCGCGACAAAGCUGUCUUGCGGCUCAACGACCCCUACGUGUCCAUCACCGCCCAGGAUUUCCGACCCUUCACACAGUAG
Messenger RNA from Sphaerodactylus townsendi, 1056 nucleotides. RefSeq lists its product as uncharacterized. The record is from RefSeq and is a predicted model, not a curated record. The coding region runs from base 1 to 1056 and encodes 351 amino acids. The transcript is spliced from 7 exons. Lineage: Eukaryota; Metazoa; Chordata; Lepidosauria; Squamata; Sphaerodactylidae.